GAUUUGGACAUUUUAUGUCUCAUCGACGUUUUAGGGAUGUUAUCAAGUUUUUAACAUUAACAGAUGAACCAAUGGAUAAUAAUGAUCCUUUUUGUCUUCUUCGACAAUUUCAUAAUGCAUUUAAUAAAAACCUUUCUGAAGCUAUUAUACCCGGACCAUUUCAGCGAAAGAUACCAAGAAAACCCCAUCCAAUUGGCUGCGAAUUUAAAGCUGUUGCUGAUACCCGAACUAAUUUGUUUUUACAAUUAGAUCCUGUAGAGCCCCCCAUAUAUGCUAAUAAAAAAAAAUUUUCCGAUCAGUAUUCCCCAACAAUCGCAACUAUGUUAAGACUAACCGAGCCAUGGUUUAAUAGUGGCAGAACGAUUAUAGCAGAUUCUUGGUUUGGCACUGUGGCUGCUUGUGUUACUUUGUAUAAGCAUGGAUUUUAUUCAAUUUUGCAAUUGAAAAAACGACAGUAUUGGCCAAAAAACAUUCCUCGUGAUAUUACGGAUACACUUGGAAAUGGUGUUGAACUUGCUGUAUGCUCGAUUCGUGAUCGAAAAAAUAUUGUGCUUCUUUCUUCUUGUUCUACAACGAUCCUUAAAAGUGAAGUAAAUAG
Molecule: messenger RNA, 598 nt
Organism: Ambispora leptoticha
Lineage: Eukaryota; Fungi; Glomeromycota; Glomeromycetes; Archaeosporales; Ambisporaceae
Source: the annotation of a GenBank genome assembly